ACUUCCUCCUCGGGUGCAGGUGCGCGUCGUCGGGCGGCCGGUAUCCCCCACGGGGGCGAGCUAGCGGCACCAGGACGAGCGGAGCAACGACGAGCUGCGCCUCGGAUCGAUCGACGUCCGGAGAGCGGCGCUCGGAGGUGGUGAACGUCGAAGAGGAAAGAGGACGACGACGAGGAGGAGUCGAUCCGCCGUCGAAGGUAAAGCGAGGUGGAACCGGCUGAAAAAGAGAAGAAGAAAAAAAGAGGAAGGCUGAAAGCGAAGAGGAGGCGCGGUGGUGGUGGAGACGGCAGAGGGGUCGAAAGGUUGAGCGACCUACGGACCAAGACGAGGAGGAGGUGGCGGAGAGAAAGGGGCGCCGGCAGGAGGGCAGGAGGGGAAGGAGGAGGAGGAGGGGGAGAACGACCGGAGAAGAAGGACGGAGAAAUGAUCUUGGUAGGUGACUGGCAAAGUGCUGCGGUGGUCGACUCCUCGACAAAAGGCAGAUAGCGCCAUUAGUCAUUGCCGGGGCACGGAACAUCGGGCCCAUGCGUGUUGCGGCCCUGGCCGUGGGCGAAGAAGGGGAGGAGGAGGAGGAGGAGGAGGAGGACGAGGAAGAGGAAGGGGAGGCAGAGGGCCGUGCGGGGCACCACUACGGGGCCCGCGGGCCCGCGAUGCGCUCCGUGGCUGCCGCGAUAGUGGGGGGCAGGAGUCAAUGGUCCAUCACGACGUGUCCGAUUUUCUUUGUGCUGUUGUUCCUACCCGUCUGGACUCUGAUGGCCGUCGUCAACGCGUCUCCUCUUCAUCCCGCACCUCCGCAUAGAGAUAUCACGCGCAGCUCGUAUAUCAGGUACUACGAGGCAGCCACAUAUGACACCGUAGCCUUGAGACGACAUCGCAACCGGAUACGCCGCGACGUCACCGACUCCGAGCAACCCCUGAUUUUGAACCUGAAGACGCUCGACAGAUCCUGGACGAUACGCUUGUUUCGCGACGCGAGUCUGUUCAGCAAGGAUGUAUCCUUCGAGGGCACGAACGGACCGAUAUCUUUCGACACGUCGCAUUCCUACGUCGGUACUGUUUUGGAUGACGAGAGCGCCGUGGUGCAGGGCGUCGUUACGCAGGACGGUCUCUUCGACGGCAGUGUCGUGACCAGAUUCGAGGAGUACUAUAUCGAGCCGACGAGCAGGUAUUUGAAUAAAAAUGAAGACACGUCGCCGCCCUAUCACAGCAUAGCUUAUCGCACCUCCGACGUCACCACCCCGCCACAUCCAUUACCCUGUGCCAGUCAUCAGCUGCACCAAAAGGGGUCUCUUCGUGAUUCCUUCGAUAGAUAUAGGUACAACAAUUCUCAGGCAUUCUACGAGCCCCUGCUCGGCGAGCACGUUGCUCUCUACUCAAGGGAAAACAAUGCGAGGGUGUUAACGUUGGAAACGAGUAAUGACGUCGAGUACACGGACGCCGCGAGCGGCAAAGAUCGGAUCGCGAGGCAUCUGCACAAGCGCGCGACCGUAGAUCCCCGGAAAACUACCUGCAUGCUCUACUUGCAAGCGGACCAUCAGUUUUUCGCGCGAUACGGCACGGAGGAAGCCUGUAUCGAGGUGAUGACGAGGCACGUGCAGAAAGUCAACUCCAUCUACAAAUACACAGAUUUCAAUCAAGACGGGCGGUCGGAUAACAUCAGCUUCAUGAUCAAACGCAUCAAAGUGCACAGCGAGGAAGCGUUGAGAGAUUCUAAUUAUCGUUUCCCAGGCAAUUACGGGGUGGAGAAAUAUUUAGAGCUCUUUUCAGAGGAGGAUUAUGACGCAUUCUGUCUGGCUUAUAUGUUCACGUAUCGGGAUUUCGAGAUGGGAACUCUGGGUUUGGCAUGGACAGGCGAUCUCAAGAAUGCCGGCGGCGUGUGUGAAAAGAACGGGCAUUACCGCGGCAGCAUGAAAUCACUGAACACCGGUAUAGUGACCCUAUUAAAUUACGGGAAGCACGUACCGCCUGCGGUCUCUCACGUUACUUUGGCUCACGAGAUCGGCCACAACUUUGGCUCACCGCACGAUCCGGAACAAUGUACACCGGGCGGCGAGGACGGCAACUUCAUAAUGUUCGCCCGUGCUACCAGCGGCGACAAACGCAACAACAACCGCUUCAGCCCGUGCAGCCUGAACGCCAUAAAUCCUGUGCUCAACAGCAAGGCACGUUCGCCAAAGGGAUGCUUCACCGAACCGCAAGUAUCGCUGUGCGGUAACGGCGUGGUGGAGGAGGGCGAGCAGUGCGACUGCGGCUGGGAAGAAGAUUGCAGAGACUCGUGCUGCUUUCCCCAGCGCCGUUAUCCGCCGCCCACGGAGACCCCGUGCACGCUCACACCAGGCUCGAAGUGCAGUCCUAGUCAAGGUCCGUGCUGUACUGGCGAAUGUGAGUACCGUUUCGGAGAGAAGUGCAGAGAUGACAACGGCUGCCGCGAUGCGAGCUUCUGUCACGGUGAUUCUCCGUAUUGUCCGCCGUCCAUUAACAAGCCUAAUAAGACCAUCUGUAAUCGUGAACUGGUUUGCUUCAUGGGGGAGUGCACUGGCAGCAUUUGCUUGGCAUACGGAUUGGAAUCUUGCCAAUGCAUACCAGGCCCGAGCGAUCCGCCGACGAAGGCUUGCGAGUUAUGUUGUCGACUUCCCGGGGAAAAUCAACCGUGCCUAUCGUCUUUCGACUGGAACUCCCCGCCAUAUGAUAUUCCCGACAUGUUCUCGAAACCAGGAACUCCGUGUAACGAUUAUAAUGGCUACUGUGAUGUCUUUCAAAAAUGUCGUGAGGUUGAUCCAAGCGGUCCAUUAGCAACUUUAAGGAAGCUCUUAUUAUCCGACGAGAGCCUUGCUACUUUCAGACGGUGGGUCGCUGAACAUUGGUAUGCAGCCGCUCUGAUAGUUUUAAUAGCGAUAUCGUUGCUGGUGGCCAGCAUGAGAUUACUGGGCAAACGACCGGACCUGAAGCUAAAGUCCGUCACGAUAAUCCACAGUUCUACGACGGAAACGGUACGGCUUCCACCGGAAGGUACGGAAGGAGUGACGGUGCAUCCACCGGCACGUGCCAAACUUCCUCUUAGUAAGAAGGUCAGAGAAAAGAGGUGUCAUCGCAAACAUAAAGAUGGUGGACACGCGGACAAGUCUAAGGACGCCAAGAAGAAACAGCAAAACCAACAGACGAAGAGAUCAUCUACCGGACAGGUGGACGAUUUUGCGCGAAAAAGACCGGCCGAAGUUGCGGCUGCUGCAGCGCAGGAGAACAAACGGAAGAAGAUUACAUCGGCUAGAGAUAAAGGACAAAGUACCAGCAAUAAUCCGGCCGGCGGCAGCGGCGGCGAUAAUGACAAGAGGAAGCGUAAGAAGACACAUAGAAAGGAGGUGAUCGACUAUUCGGCAAUGCAAACGGAUAAGGAACCAGAAACAAACGCUGAUCCUAAAAGCAAGGUGCGCUCUUGGUUAUUGGCAUCUUCGCAAUGCCGACCAGAAAUCGGUGCACGGACCAACGUCAAUGGUUUGCCGAAAAGCAAGUCGACCCCGGUGGGUCUGACGGUUAGCGGAGGAGCAGUGGGGUCCAGAGUGCCGGUGUCGAGGCAACAGGCGUUGACAGCCACUCGACGUCCUGGUGCGGAAACUGGAAGGGCUGGUGCGGAGAUGAAGAACUCGUCGAAUUCCCUCGCCAGGAAGGAACGUGCGAGGCUUCAGGUGGUGUACAAGCCGCCGUUCCGGUUCAGCGUAAAGCUACGCAAGUCCGAUAAAGUAGCGCAGGCACCGGCCACAGCUGUAAAUCAUACGAAUAGCAGAACGACGAAACUGCCGAGGACCGGGGUGCUUCUGCGAACGGUCAAGAGGAAAGAUCGAGUUAGGAUAGGCAGAGCACGACAAAUCGCUCCUACCGGCAUCGGAAACAGCGGCGGUGAUCUGCCGGAACCGGCCAACUCCGACUUGCACACCGUACCCUCCGAUCUGGAAGUACUGCUAUCCGAGAGCGAGUUUCUCUUCUCGGACACGUGACCAUGGAUUUCGAUAUUGUUUGAGUUUAUUUCGAAUCGCUACGCGACUAAGUAGGUCUUGCAUAAUUUCAUCCCUUGUAUCCGAGCGCGAGAAUAAAUAAUACUUUAGGAUGCGCGGGAUGAUAGAUAGUUUCGCGUUGAAUAGCUAGCUCGUGCGUGGAAAAAUCCCGUCCGAGAACGUGGAAGGGAAGAUUCGUUUAGUUGCCCGAUUUAUCGAACAAUCUUGGUUUGUUUUUCUUUCAACUGUUCGCUCUAUAAGCACACGUCGCAAAGACGUGACAUUGAUUUUCGUCAUUCUUCCUUUCCUCAUCUCUAGAGUGGAGCAAUAGCGCGGCGACAGAUUAUACGUUUGCGAACGUUCGCGCUGUGAUCGGCGAUGAACGUUUCUCACGCGCGAUUGCGAUGAACGGAAUUUGCGCUGACGAACGUAUAAAAUGUGUCGGCGCUAGUUUUUCAACGAUCAAGCCAGUUUUCUUCUUCCAAAGAAAGGGGCCAAAUCCAUCGUUUAAAGUGCGACUGGUGUAAGCGCCGCAAAUAUAUAAAUAUUGAUCUACUCGUCUAAUAUUUCCCGGAACUAUGCUAUGAAUGCAGAUUACAAUUCGUUUUCGAUGGUAGCUUUAAAUUUUCAGGGAUCAGUGCGCAACAUUAAUCUCAAAAUGCAAACGCGGUAUUUUGGGACGUCGAAAGUAAUGCUUUAUCUUAAAGUCUCUUUACACUGUGCCUGUGCUGUUACUCUGUACCCUCUUUUCUGACGCUUAGGGAAAAUCACGUCUGAGAAAUGGCGUAGUUUUCAUUUAAAUGGCGAUAUAUCGGUCGUAAGAGGAUGACAAAAUUGCGUCGGCAGCCUUGAUUGACUAACUUUUAUUAGUCGCUCCUUUUGAGAUUAUAGCCCUAGUUAUAAUGUAGUCGUAACAGACACUACAUUACGGUCGUUGCUAUGAUACGGCUAUAAGAUACUCUAUAUUUUAACCCUAGCUGUAACAUAGCUAUUAUAUACUUUAUAUUAUAGCCCUAGCUAUAAUAUAGUUAAAAUACAUUAUAAAAUUGCGACAUUAUAUCUUUAGCUAUGAUAUAAUUAACACGUAACUCUAUAUUAUAGCUAUUGCUAUAAUGUAACGUACUAGCUAGGGCUAUGGUAUCGACGCAGAGGAACAACACUUAAUGUACCACGAUCAGAGCUGAUCUGACAUUGAUGGAAGAAACCGUAGAAUGUCAGGCAAGUUCCGAACAGAUCGUCGAGAGGGUCUCUUGUUUCUUCGCCGCCCGAUCUGCCUGUAACGUUAAAAUAACGUUAUUAUUCACUCGUGGUUCCUAUUGUCGACAAUUUCUAAUCGCAUCUCGUGAAGCUUCUUAUCGGAUAUACUUUGCAUCUUCAGUACAUCCGUGAGAAUCACGGGACGAGCCGACAACGGAUAUUGCUUAUAUUUUCAAGACUAUACAAAAUAUCUUCAGUGACACCCAUUACGCCGACUUUUGGCGAUUUUCGUUGCUCGUGAUUGUUAACGGUGGAGACGUGCUGUUUCUCCUAUUUCAUACUCGAUUUUCAAAUGUUGAAAUCCAAUAUCUGGUGCUAUCAUUUGGUAUACUUAUGCCUCUUACAUGUCUGACCGCAUUUCUGAAUGUAACUUCUAUUUGUACAUAUGUUUUAUCGCUCAGACAUUCCUGUUCGCUCUGCAAAAGAUAAUUGAUUAAUUAGAAUCGAUAGAUAAUUGUUCUUUUAUAAUUAAAUUUCUUUUGUCAAAGAAAUUUCUGCAGAAAAAUAUCCAUAUAAUCAAAUUUACUGUACAAUACUUAAAGUAGAAGAAAACAUUUUUAAUUUCAAAAUUAAAUUGAGGAGAUACGGUUACCAUUUGCUUCGUAUUACAAGCGUUUUAAAAUUCAUACAUUUACAAAAUGGACUUCUAUCGAUUCUGCUUAAUUGAUGUUCUUUUGCAACGCAUUGUCGAAUGUAUUUGCCGAGUUUAAGUUCCUUGCGCUCGCGGCACGUGCACUCGAGCUAAAAGCAUAUCUCGAUACAGAGUAUUGCGUGUUCGCGUUUCACGAGUCAGCUUCAUGUGCAUUCCCCUCGGGUGUGUCGCCGUGAUCCCCCUGAACUGCCCAUGAUUUCACCCAUGACGACAAACCGCGAUAAGCCGGCUCGGUUAAUCGUUAUGAAAUCAACUAAACUAGCUCUUAUUAGCCAACACGUAUGAGUACGGUUAAUGCAUCCUCUUUAAGAUCCGUUUACGAUCGCCGACUUCUCAUACCACCGGCUCUACGUGUCGAGACUAUGAGGAGUCGCUUUGUAUAAUAAAGUAACAAGGUCGGAUCGAUACGGACUCGAUACUCAAGGAUAAUAACAUUAAUAAUAUUAAUACGCUCGUUGGCGGCAUUCAUUUUUGUAUCAUUCCUUAACAAGAAGUAUUAUUCAGCGGGAGAACGAGAGAGAUAGAGAUAACGUAAAAAUAACUAGCUACAUUUUACGUAUAAAUUACUAAAUGAUAAACAGGGUCUGAUAGGUUUCUUUUAAUUUGAUUGAAGCUAUUUGACUAAAAUUAUUAAUAUGGCUGCGUAUACUUGUAUAAUUUAACGUAAGCAAGUCGUAUUUAAUUUAAAAUAUACACUGUUCGAAGUUAAAUGAAUUAACUUCUCCGGCGAGUGAAAGUUUUAUCUCCGAACCAUGUACUAUUUUGAAUUAAAGAAAGCUUAUCGCUAAUUAAUUUUAUUUCGUUUUUUAUCUUUUCAAAGAAUGUGUCAAUCAAUUAUUAAAACUUAGCGCUAUAUUCUAUUGAUACGCAUUUGUUAAGUAAAAAGUUGAAGCCUAAUUUGUUAAGUGAGCGAUAUUUUAACUUCCAAAGCUCAUAAGAAUAUUUAUAAUUAUUACGUAUAUAGGUAAGCUAAGACUUCGCAAAAAUUGUGCUUUGUCUAAUGCGGUAACUAUACGUGGCCGACCGUAUUUUGUACGUCCAUAAUUAGUUCUACAACUGCGAAGCAGGUGUUCAUAAUUCAACAAUUCGCCAGAAAGAUCCGCUUGUGCGCGCGUAUGUGUGUAUGUGUGUAUAUACAUACAUACACACGCUCCCGUAAAUGUACUUAAUUCAUAAGAAGAUGUGAUGUUACUUUUACAUGAACCCUUAGACAGAAUUGCUUAAAUUUUAAGGAAGCGUGCUUUUACUUUUAAGACCGAGCUGUGUUAUAUCCUGUCUUAAAUUAAUCGGGAAUUGAAAUCGAUGUCAUUUCGAUGAGUUAAAAAAUCUCGAUGCUAUAUCGUGGAUUGAAUAAAAUUUAAUUUAAUGGGAUUUAUUUUAUAAAAUUGGACGCGUUCUAUAAAAGGGGAAUUUAUCUUAACGUAAUUCUUAACUUUGAGUAAGAAGUUAAUUUUUAAUUUAUAAGUUAUUUGAGAUAUUUGAAAAAUCAAUACGUUUUACACAUUGAAAACAGAAGAGAAUAAGAAAGGAUGAAGAAAUAUAGCAUCUGCAGCAUUUAAAUCCACUGAAAUCUCAGUUCAAUUCCCGAAUCUUUAACCAGUUUAACCGAUUAUAAGCCAUGUCGCGCGAUUCACUUUGUUGUGCCUAGUCGCUGCGCAGAAAUCGCUACGAAUUCGCGUGCGAGCGCGGCGAGCGUUUAAUCCGUAUUAAUCCGAACACUCGUUAACUUCGUUCGUACCCCGUUGUGUCUAUAUGCAUCUAUACAUAUACAUAUAUAUAUACACAUAUAUUGUGAUACAUACUUAUAUAUGUCGUACAAGUAAGUAGUACGUAUUCCGCUUUGGUCGUAAAAUUUGCGUUAUAAUUUAAAAAAAAGGAGGCAAAGAACGAAAAGAGGGCGAAAACAAGAAAGCGUGUAGCUUGAUCGUAGAAUCAGCAAGUAGACGGCAGAAAUAUUCAGAUAUUCGGAUUCUGUAAUGUGUAGAUGAUAAAACGUAGCUGUUAUCCUUGUGUAGUCUGUCUACCGAGAGACUUAGUCGCGGCGAAGUGAAUCAAAUUCGUAAGUGCGUAUUGUUACGCAAUUAACAGUUUUCUAACGAUCCUAAGAAUUCGGCGAGCGCGAUGGAGAACAUAUACAUACGAGAAGAAUUUUGUGCCAUUUAGAGAUGUCGACGGACAUUUAGCAAUCGAGAAAAUAAUCAAUUAAUAGCGAAAUCAAAGCGAAACGUUCACUGAGAAACGUGAAUGAGUUUAGAAAGGAAAAUAGAUAACAAUCUGUUUUAAAUAUCACAUAACAACAUCCGUAUUUUUUCAUUAAUGCACGUUUUAGCAUAGAAACUUAAACGCAACUCUUUAUUUAACAAAUUGAACUACGCACGAUAUUAACCACUGUACUUUAUUCUUAGUACUAAAUUAGAAAAAAAUAAUUAUAGUUGUACUGUUAAGGAAAAAAACCAGUAAGAGAAUCAAAAACUUUUCACGAAACAUACAUGUACUUUAAGGAGAUAACAUAAUUGGCGUUAAAAGGAAUUUUGAUUUCUAUUCAAAUUAAGUGAAUAAGAACAGAAUAACAAAGUUAAAAAGUUUCCAAUGGAAAUUAGAUUCCUUCUAACUCCGUUUAUUUUACGCGGGAAGAUUGAUUUACUUUUGUAAAAGGAUAGUAGCUGAUCUCGAAGACUGUCGUGCGAAUUAUCUAGCAGGGAAAAUUGCUGGUGUUGCCGUACCAGUGUAUAAAACUUUCCCGUAUGUAUGUGUGCUCGUCGUAUGAUCUGAGAAAGCAUCUUAGUUCAGUAGUCGUAGCUGAACACACUAUUUUUGAUCCGCGAGUGACGAUAGGGCUGAGCCGACUAGGCGCCUACUCAACAAAUUGAUUGCUCGUACCUACAGUUAAAUGCCGUAGUCAUUCCCGUUAAGCUCGAGUGCUUCUUGUUCCAUUUAAUGAUUAGUGGCGGGGUGGUGGGAUCGCACGUGUCCCCCCGCAUGCCAAAUGACACAACACACAACACUCGGAUCCGAACAAAGUCGAGGGCACAAGUGGUCUCGAUCCGAACCUAUUCGGAAUAUUUGAUACGUCCGAGAGGCGAGACUGUUAUUAUUUUAACUCUUAUCGCGUAUCACAUAAACUUAUAAUUGAUAUAAGAUGGGGCUGCUGUAUUUUUACACGGACUUUGUACAAAAUAUAACGGAGGAGCUCUCGCGGGAAAAUCCCGCGCCGGCGAGAUAUGUACAUACCUGUAUACCAAUAAAUACUAGACGAAAUGUG
This is a messenger RNA of Temnothorax curvispinosus, 9160 nucleotides long. Its product is annotated as disintegrin and metalloproteinase domain-containing protein 10. Gene Ontology annotation, molecular function: metalloendopeptidase activity. The record is from RefSeq and is a predicted model, not a curated record. NCBI's taxonomy places the organism in Eukaryota, Metazoa, Arthropoda, Insecta, Hymenoptera, Formicidae. The transcript has 18 exons. Gene Ontology annotation, biological process: Notch signaling pathway; membrane protein ectodomain proteolysis. Gene Ontology annotation, cellular component: plasma membrane. The coding region runs from base 525 to 3992 and encodes 1155 amino acids.